This is a messenger RNA of Lytechinus pictus (painted urchin), 4712 nucleotides long. Its product is annotated as serine/threonine-protein kinase greatwall-like. Gene Ontology annotation, molecular function: ATP binding; protein serine/threonine kinase activity. Gene Ontology annotation, biological process: intracellular signal transduction; peptidyl-serine phosphorylation. Lineage: Eukaryota; Metazoa; Echinodermata; Echinoidea; Temnopleuroida; Toxopneustidae. The transcript has 13 exons. Bases 99 to 2948 code for a protein of 949 amino acids. The record is from RefSeq and is a predicted model, not a curated record.
ACACGCCCUCUCUCGAUCGAGGAAGACAGAACAAAUAAAAAAAAACACGGCCACUAAAGCAGCGGUAAACUUGAAAACCCGCAACAAUAGAGAGAAAAAUGACCAAUAUGUUGUCACCAUCAUCGUCAAAUAUAAAUUCUGAGUUGACCAAGACAGAUUCCCAGAUGCAUCAGGCUCCAACCAUUGAUGAGUUCUCCAUCAUUAAACCAAUCAGCAGAGGGGCUUUUGGAAAGGUGUAUCUGGCCUACCGCAAAGGGAGAGAGAAGGAGAAACUCUUUGCUAUCAAAGCUAUGAAGAAAUCCGAGAUGAUCAACAAGAACAUGGCCGCCCAGGUGACGGCAGAGAGGGAUGCACUAGCCCUCUCCAAAAGUCCUUUCAUCGUUCAUCUCUACUACUCCAUACAGACAACAAAGUAUAUUUAUUUGGUUAUGGAAUACUUAAUUGGUGGGGAUGUGAAAUCACUCCUUCAUGUCUGUGGCUACUUUGAUGAAUGCACUGCCUUGAUGUACACAGCCGAAGUGGUCCUUGCGCUGGAAUACCUCCAUAAACACAGUAUUAUUCACAGGGAUUUGAAACCUGAUAACAUGCUGAUCUCAAACGAUGGCCAUAUUAAACUCACCGACUUUGGCUUAUCCAAGAUAUCGAUGGAUCACAAAAUCAACGUAUCAGAUAUCCUUGGAACCCCCUCGGUGGUCAAACCUCAGAGAACAGAUUCCUUCUAUCGGACACCAGGACAAGUUCUCUCUCUAACGACCAACCUAACAUUCGACACUCCAGGAGCAGCGCUUGAGGAGAAGCCCCGUCAUCUAAGACACACUCCACUGUCCUCACCUCUCCUUACAGCCGUCAGCAGACAAGGCCUGCUCCGCCCCAGUAGUUAUGGUGAGCAUCCUCACCAAACCUCCCACGAUAAUGAUUCGCAUCGUGGAACCGACGGUGUAAGUGUAUGUCUCUCAGAGAGGAUAAGAUCUACAAAUGAAAGGUCUCAGGGUUCAGGAUAUCUCCAGAAAGUUCUAGGAUCUGAAGGUCAGAGUUCAGGUCGAGUUGGGAGUAUGGCUGCGAGACAGCCAGGACGAGCCAGAGACGUUGUGUUUGAGACUCCAGUAGGGCGGGCACCUGUGAGUCGACCCUCGAUUCAUUUAAGCUUCAGCGAUGAACGGAGACGGUCAGGUCCUGAGGCUGAUCAACAACCAUUGCAGAAGGGGUACUCCACAGCUUCCUCACCAACUGAAGAUGUUGUAGCGAUAGGAUCAGGAAGCAGUGCUCGGGGCAAGAAGAGACAUCUCUCUGAGGUUGAGAUGAGCCCAGUGUUACAGCCACCCAAAGGCUGCAUCAGGAUGCUGAGAUCUGGCUCUCACAGCGGUUUGACGUCAGAGAUCCGGGGGCUGAGUCUUAAACUGUUUGUGGCAGAUGAAGAUGACGAGUCAAACACAGAUGGUCAUGGGAACAGGCUCAGUGAUACAGGAAGCCUCGACAGUAGCCUUAGUCUUCAGGAUAUGGAGUCAAGACGAGACAAAAGCAUGGAAGAAGUAGCCCCAGAAGGUUCAGAGAUGGUUGGCAAAGUAGACUUGCAAGGACAAAUCAACCGGGACAGUUGCUACGGAAGUGCAUCAAGAACGUCCACUGGCCAAGACUUGGAGGAUAUUAUCAGCAACAAUGAUGCCUCAAUGAGAAGUACAGUUCAACAUGAUAGACAUGGCUCUAAUGAAUCUGGUCUAGUUGGUGACAAGAGUAUCGAAUCUAUUACUUCAGAUUGGACGACGGAUGGCUUUGACUCAGAACAUGCACAGCUUGAUCGGGGACAGUCCAGUCACAAAGAAGUAGCAGACAUUCCUGGACAUGACAAUGUCAGUUCAGGAGAAGAUCCUGUUGGUCGCAACAGAUCAAGACUUAGUUCCUCAUUUGGUCCAGAAAACAGUGACAGCAGUCUCUCAGGACUUGAUCUGGAUGCAUCAAGGUCAUCGACUGCUGGCCAUGCAGAGAAAGAAGGUGUCAAAGUUCGGAGGUCAUCUGGAAAGAAGAACGUCAGCUUUGACCUGGAAGUCAGUGUAGAUCACGCGUCUGAAGCAUCGGAUUUGAAAAUACCAGUUGGCUUGUCGCCGUCUGGCCAUGAUAAUGAACACCCGAAGGGUCAGAUGAUGUCAAGUCAGACGGAGGAUGGGAGGAGUCACAGUAUGUUGUCCCACCAAUCAAAUUGCAGUGUGAAGUCAUGUGAUCAGCAGGAGAGGAGUGCUUUGUCUGACCUUACAAACUUUUCACCGGAUGAACCCGCGAGGCUGAGCAUCAAACCAAGGAAUGCUUCAACCCCUGGCCCCCAGGGAACGAGUCACACCCCUCUACGGAUAGCAUUCCGGACCCCAGGAAAACUAGCCUACGUCACACCUGCCAGAAUACGCUACAAGACACCAGGUCGAGUUGACCUCAUAACCCCUGGACCCACCCCUCUCCGGUCGCCGAAGAGUUGCAAACGGCGCCCUCUCCAGGCUGCGAGUGGACAGCCACAAGAAGAGAGGAUCCUGGGUACGCCGGAUUACUUGGCCCCGGAGCUGCUCUUGCAACAGCCACAUGGUGUUGGCGUGGACUGGUGGGCGCUUGGUGUGUGUCUUUAUGAGUUCUUGAUUGGCAUCCCUCCGUUCUGUGACAACUCACCAGACCUCGUCUUCCAAAAUAUCCUUAGUCGAGACCUUUCCUGGCCCGAAGGAGAUGAAGCAAUAUCAGUUAUAGCCCAGGAUCUUAUUGAGAAGCUUCUUACAUUGGCACCAGAACAGAGACCAACAGCUAUAGAUGUAAAGCAGCAUGAGUUUCUGAAUGAGCUUGACUGGGACCAUGUAAGAGAGCUGGAGCCUCCUUUUGUACCCGCCCCUGAUGAUGAAACAGACACAACAUACUUUGAUGCACGGAACAAAGCAUGCAAUUUGGAUUUGUCGUGCGGGUCAUUUGCUUCAUGAAACAGCGAAGGGAAGCCAUCUCAGUCAAAGCUAUGUGAUGAACAGACGCUCAACCUUGAAGACCAGUAGAAGCUCAAAGUAGAAGAAAUGCACACACACAUGUACAACUCUUAUUACAUAUACAUCUAUAUUACAGUAAGUGUCCUUUUGUAACAAACUAUACAGGCUCCUUGUUAACUUAUUAAAAAUUUUCUGGUGCUUAAACUGUAACACACUAUGGAAAUGCAGGGCAUGUACUUUUAUAUGUUAAAUGGGGCGUAGCAAAUUUGGGAAAACCUGGGUUAAUGGUUUAUUUAUUUUUUACAGGUUUUGGUUUUGGAUUGUACUCAUUAGGAAAGGUUGAGGGCUAAAUAUAAUUGGAAGUAUGAGAUUAUUAGUAAUAAUAAUAUUAAUAUUGGAUAUUUAGAGGCGCUAAAAACAAAGAGUACCAUAGCUCGUAUAAUGUAUGAAUAAUAAUUCAACAUUUGCAAUAAUAACAAUAUUCAAGAUAAAAAGGGAAAUUAAUUAUUGAGGAAAAAGGUAUGUCUUAUAGGAAGAUUUGAAGCCAAGAAUACUUCAUUUCUUAUUGGAAGAGGGAUGGCAUUCCAAGUCUUGGCAGCUAAAUGUUUUUUGGCAGAGGAGAGUUUCAACAAGGGAAUGCAAAGUCUGCAUGUGUCAGUGAUUGAACGAAGAUUAGUACCUUUUUUCAAACUGAAAAUUCAUUUCAGAAAUAUACAUAUAGGGGUCAGCUGCACAGCGGCUGCCGGGCCAACGAACAAUUGGGCAAAUCAAAUUUUCAGAGUAUUUCAUUUCAUGUCUAUUUUGAACAAUAAAAUAUGGAUUUUCAUUUUUUUUCAUUUUCAGACAUAAAUACAGAAUUAAAAAUACUAAUAAUAAUAAAUAUGAUAUUAAAAGGUGAUAAUGUCACUUUCCCUGUCUGAUAGUUGCCUGAGGUUGAUCAGACUCAGUAAAUGAAUAUCAUGCUUGUACAUCAAGUUUGCUCUCCCCCAAAGAAGUCUCUAUUACAUGCAUUUCCAAUGCAUUUCAUGAAGUCUGGGGUCAGCAAAUGAAAAUCCACUCUCAUUGACAUUUGAUGCCCGCAUGACUUUAUUCCAAAUAGAUUUCUGUGGUACAAAGAGAUGCAAGUUACCUGUAUAUUCAAUCUUACUAGCCUUGAAUUUGAAUGUAUUUAGGGCAAGGCUGCAUUUUUUUAGUAGAUCUCACACAUUCCUAUAUAUAUAUAUAUAUAUGUAAAUCGUGUAGUAGGUUUCACGGUACACCAUGUAUCUUUCUUGGGCAAGUGGUGGUCCUGAAAAGGACCACCCAAUCAAACAAGUGUGUUCUUGUCGUCCUCAGGAGAAUGACGACAAGAACACACUUGUCGAAACAUCGAGAUUGGGUGGUCCUUUUCAGGACCAACACUUGCCCAAGAAAGAUACAUGGUGUACCAUGAAACCUACGACACUAUUCUUCUUCGCCAUGGAAACUUUCAGAAGUUAUAUAUAUCAAUCAUAAAAAACAGUCCCAUGAUCGAUUGCUAAGCUUCAUGUUACCUGGCCUUGACUCUUGUUAUAUAAGCCCUUUUUUAAUUUUGAAUGUAUAAUUGAUUCCAUUUUCACAUCUCAUGUCGUUUUCAUUAUUAAAGUAGAGGGUAUAUUUGUAGUUGUAAUUUAUUAUAUAUUGUAUUGUAUUUAGUGGCAUUAAAUGUAAAUAAAAGUUUAUGUUAGUGUUUAAUGGAAGAUGAUAUAUAUAUAAACAAAAUAAAUACCAUAUUGUAGUAAUGAA